GGGUGCUGUGUGCUGGGGGCACAGCGGGGUUACCAUGUAUUAUGUGAUCGCGGCCAUGAAAGCUCAAAUCGAAAUAAUUCCGUGCAAAAUCUGUGGGGACAAAUCAUCAGGGAUCCAUUACGGGGUCAUCACGUGCGAAGGCUGCAAGGGAUUCUUCCGACGGAGCCAGCAGAGUAACGCCACAUAUUCAUGUCCACGCCAGAAGAACUGUUUGAUAGACAGGACAAGUCGAAACCGAUGCCAGCACUGCCGAUUGCAGAAAUGCCUUGCAGUGGGCAUGUCACGUGACGCUGUAAAAUUUGGCCGCAUGUCCAAGAAACAGAGGGACAGUCUGUAUGCCGAGGUACAGAAACAUCGCAUGCAGCAACAGAGAGACCACCAGCAGCAGCCAGGAGAGGCAGAACCACUAACUCCUUCAGGGUACAGUCUAACUCCCAAUGGGCUCACAGAGCUGCGUGAUGACAUGGGUAGUUACAUAGAAGGGCACACACCAGAGGAGGGAAAAACGGAAUCUGCUGUGAGCAGCUUCUACCUUGACAUUCAGCCAUCUCCUGACCAGUCUGGUUUGGACGUCAACGGCAUCAAACCUGAGCCGCUAUGCGACUACACACCAGCCUCUUCCUUCUUCCCAUACUGCUCAUUCACCAAUGGAGAGACCUCUCCAACAGUUUCAAUGGCAGAACUUGAACAUCUUGCUCAGAACAUCUCCAAGUCCCACAUGGAAACCUGCCAGUAUUUACGGGAGGAGCUGCAGCAGAUAACAUGGCAAACUUUCCUCCAGGAAGAGAUUGAAAGCUAUCAGAGCAAGCAACGAGAGGUGAUGUGGCAGCUAUGUGCAGUAAAGAUCACAGAGGCCAUACAGUACGUGGUGGAGUUUGCCAAACGCAUUGAUGGAUUUAUGGAGCUCUGUCAGAAUGACCAGAUAGUGCUGCUGAAAGCAGGCUCUUUAGAAGUCGUAUUUAUCCGAAUGUGUCGUGCCUUCGAUUCACAGAACAACACAGUCUAUUUUGAUGGCAAAUAUGCUGGCAUAGAAGUGUUUAAAUCCCUAGGGUGUGAAGACUUCAUAAGCUUUGUAUUUGAGUUUGGGAAGAGUUUGUGCUCCCUGCACCUGACAGAGGAUGAGAUUGCGCUGUUCUCUGCCUUUGUGUUAAUGUCAGGAGAUCGAUCUUGGCUUCAGGAAAAGCUGAAGAUUGAGAAGCUCCAACAGAGGAUCCAACUCACGCUCCAACAUGUUCUUCAGAAAAACCACCGUGAGGAUGGGAUCCUAACCAAGUUAAUAUGCAAAGUCUCAACCCUGCGUGCGUUGUGUGGACGUCACGCAGAGAAACUCAUGGCGUUCAAAGCAAUAUAUCCGGACAUUGUCAGACAUCACUUUCCACCCCUCUAUAAGGAACUUUUUACCUCUGAAUAUGAGCCAGCCAUGCAACUCGAGGGAUAGGAGAAACUUCUGAUGACGGCUGGAACACCCACUGCUUCAGGAGAGAAUAUUCAGAAUCUACUGCACACAUAAGUGUGAACAUAGAGAAGAGGAACCAAGACACUUUACGCAAACCUGGAUGCCAGAGGAGAGGGCGAGGGGUGACAUGAUCAGACUUUUGUCCUUAACCUCUCACUCCCCAGGGUUAUUGUUUACAAGAGGUUAAGGAGAGAGCUUAUGGACCAAUCGAUGGGCAGGCUGGUAAGGUAGAACCACACCUGCAUUUUUAACCGUGAGACUACAGAAGUCUCUAGCAAUACAAGCAAAAUAUUAUUUAUAUAUAAAUAUAUGUAUUACAGGGUACAUGGGCAUG
This is a messenger RNA of Spea bombifrons (plains spadefoot toad), 1790 nucleotides long. RefSeq names its product RAR related orphan receptor A (gene RORA). NCBI's taxonomy places the organism in Eukaryota, Metazoa, Chordata, Amphibia, Anura, Pelobatidae. Gene Ontology annotation, biological process: regulation of transcription by RNA polymerase II; negative regulation of inflammatory response. The record is from RefSeq and is a predicted model, not a curated record. Gene Ontology annotation, molecular function: zinc ion binding; RNA polymerase II cis-regulatory region sequence-specific DNA binding; nuclear receptor activity. Gene Ontology annotation, cellular component: nucleus. The transcript is spliced from 10 exons. Bases 35 to 1438 code for a protein of 467 amino acids.